Molecule: messenger RNA, 2688 nt
Organism: Alternaria infectoria
Lineage: Eukaryota; Fungi; Ascomycota; Dothideomycetes; Pleosporales; Pleosporaceae
Exons: 2
Coding region: 1-2688 (895 amino acids)
Biological process (GO): mitotic cell cycle checkpoint signaling; ubiquitin-dependent protein catabolic process; protein ubiquitination
Cellular component (GO): nucleus
Molecular function (GO): ubiquitin-protein transferase activity; zinc ion binding; protein binding
Source: RefSeq, a predicted model, not a curated record
AUGGCCGAGGGCGAGGGCGCUGGCGGAGUCCAGGGCGACCUGGAAAAGGAACUGACGUGCUCGAUCUGUACCGACGUGCUCUACCAGCCGCUCACACUGCUCGACUGCCUGCACACCUUCUGCGGCGCCUGUCUGAAGGAGUGGUUCGCCUUCCAAGCCUCGACCGCCACGUCGAUACACCCGUACACCUGCCCCUCGUGCCGGGCCUCGGUGCGCACCACACAGCCCAAUGCCACCGUCACCACGCUGCUCGACAUCUUCCUCAAGGCGAACCCCCAGAGCGGCAAAAGCGCCCAAGAGAAGCAGGCGGACCGCGACAGAUACCGGCCAGGCGACAAUGUGCUACCCAAGCUCAGGCGCCGGGAUGAGCGCGAUGACACCCAUCAGCGCAUGCUCGAGGCAGCUCAGCAGCCGAGUCUGAGGGACGCGGGCAUCGCAAGCAGCAGGAGGGCCAGCCGGGAGCCUCGGAGAGAGCGCACAACAAGGGAGCGAAGCCGCAACGGGAGCCGCGAAUCCCGCAGGGCGCGCGAUCAAAGGCGGUCUGCCAGCCAAAACCCGCCCGGCGCAUCCCCGUCCAGGGCCGUCAUACCGCCCCGCGCCAUCGAGCACCAGUCCAGCCUGCGCUCUCUGCUGAGCGCCUCGGACCUCGACGCAGAAGACGUCGACGAAGAUCUCGUGCGCCAGGUGCUGGAGGAGCUGGUGUCCGAGGGCGUCGACCUGAACCAGAUUGGCACUGCGCAGGAAGACGAGAUCACCGAGAGGAUAGCCGAGGCUGUGCGACGGCGGCAGGCAGAGCGACAUGCCGAAAGACAGCGCGAGAGGAGGGAGAGGCGGGAGCGUCUGGACGACGAAGCUGCGCGCAGGAGAAGGCAUGGACGUUCCGAGAGUGGCGCAUCGACGCCCCAGACGGCAGUAGGACCCCCCAUAUCCAGACCUGCUCUCAUCGACGCCGCAAAUCGAGGCGGGCGGGCACCGCGCCAGCGAUCGUCAAGCCAGGGCAGCUCUCGAUCCGCCACGAGGGUAGAGCGCCCUGCACCUGGCUCGGCUCCUGCAAAUCCGGCGUCCGGCGACUGUCAUUCAUCAUCGGAACUCGCUCGUCCAAGGCCACGGCGACAGUCCGAAAAUCAGCAGAGAAAUAGGCUCGACGUUCGAGAGCAGUUCCGCAUCAGUCUCCACGCCAGCAACAACAAUAACAACAAUGAGACAGUGUCAAGUCCUAGCUCGCCCCAGAGCCUCGGCUUCGAUCUGCCCAACAGCGGCAGUCCAACGACUUCUCUAGCUACAGUUGGCACUCCAGCUGUGCCCUUGUCUUCCUCUACUCCUGCCGUCACGCCUUUCCAGCCUCCUUCGGCUCGCCGUACUACCGACCCUACCACAGCCGAACUGCCACGCUCUUCUCACAGUACUACUCCCCCCUCGCUAUCGCCUCCUGCUUUCCCUCGCUCCACCCCCGAUCCGACCGUGAGCGAGACUCGAUCGAGACAAGCUUCAAGCUCAUCACUAGGUACUCCUGUCCUAUAUACAGAGCCCCAUGUGGCAUGCCAACGCUGUGGUAAAAACGACAUACAGUACGAGCUUCACUACAAUUGUCGACGCUGCGAUGGUGGCGAGUACAACGUGUGUCUUCGCUGCUAUCGUCUUGGCAGAGGAUGCAAGCAUUGGUACGGCUUUGGUUGGACUGCUUGGCCCCGGUAUGAGCGCGAAGCACCAGAGGGUGGUUAUCCGCCCUAUCACGAGCAUCCCCAUAUCCUGGUCGGGCACCGAUAUCGCAGACCCAUGACGCCCUUGACGGAAUCCACGACACCACCACAUGUGCUCAUGAGCGAGGAUGACCCCAAGCAGAGGGUAGAAAUUGGCGUCUUCUGCGAUAUGUGCAAGGCAUACGCCAACGCCUGCUACUGGAAAUGUGACUAUUGCAACGACGGCGACUGGGGCUAUUGCAAUGAUUGCGUUAAUCAGGGGCAUCACUGUACGCAUCCUCUUGUUCCCGUUGCCCGCAAGACAAGAGACUCGCAGUCUGCUACUGACACAGUUCCCUCCGCGCCCUCUACGCCACGUCAGGAUGGACAUCUUGCUCCCCCAGACCUCGACGCAACACCCACAACCCCUCCGUUGACACCGAAAUCCGCGUCUCUUAUGCGAGGGCCAGGGUACUUUACCAUUGCGAAUUUCAUCUUCCGCCCUCUCACCUUUACAACCUUGUGUAACAUAUGCAGUUACCCUAUCCCACCAUCAAACACACGCUAUCACUGCCUCAAGUGUAACACUGGCGACUACGACAUUUGCAUGAGCUGCUACCACAAACUCGUCAUCAGCGGUCGCAUCACCAAAGAAGACGGCGUAAACGGAUGGCGCAAGUGCCUCCGCAGCCAUCGCAUGUACAUUGUAGGAUUCGAAGACCGUGACGGCGCACAACGGCGCAUGGUUGUCCGCGAUCUAGUAGGCGGCUACGCACUGAAAGAAGAAGACGAAAUGGCCAGAGUACAGCGGUACCCACCAGAUGGCGGUAUAGGCUUGAGAUUACUGGCUAGAUGGGGCUAUCUGCCGGAUGAAGGAGUAGAAGAUGAAUUAUCCUUUCCUAGAGGAGCAGAGAUAAGGGAAGCAGCUGAUAUCAAUGGAGACUGGUAUUGGGGUGUUUACUGUGGUGUUGGAAAACUGUUUCCUGCAAACCAUGUCACAUCUGUCUAA